GCCAUCGGGCUGGGCCUGAUGCCCAGUGUCCACAGACACCCGCUGGUCAUGAAGAAGGUGAACCCGGGUCGGUUUACCUGAGGAACCGAGGUUGUACCAUGAGGGCUGAUAUAGACCGAGUAUGUAUUUUAGCGCAAUGUAUUAACACGGCACAGCGCCUGUACCAUAUCACAUCAACCCACCGAGAGCCGCCCUGCCGGAUCGAUACCAUGUGUGAUUCCAUCUGCUUGACCUCAUCACUGCGACUCCCCCAACAACGCCCUCCUCUCACCCGCUCCCCCUCCCUCCGGCUCCUUCAUAAACCCCACAAACCCCCACAGCCACACCGCCCCCGUGAACGCCAUCGUCCACUCCAGCACCCCGCUGACCCUCCAAUACUCCAUCUGCAUCAGCGUGUAAAACGCCACUCCCAUCCCCGCAUCCAGAAACACUAUGAUCGCACUCGUGGCGCAACCACUCCCGUUAGCAGACGCGGUAGAACAGGACAGCGGGGACUUACUACACCCUCAGUGGCCCAGGUUCCCAUGCCCGUUCCCACCACACCACCGUCGUUAAUACCAUGCUGCCCGCCAGGCCGACGAAGCAGACGAGUAGCAGCGCCGCGUGCUCGGAGUGGAAGCGGAAGGUGUCUAGCACCGCCAGCAAAAUCAGUCCUAUCCCUGCGACCACAGCGCUGCACAUCGCCACCACAGAGGCAGUCCGUUUCCACGCUGCGUCGUCGGCGAAGCCGUACAUGCGGCGAUCGUACCGCGCGGUGUGCACUGCCAGGAUAGUCAAAGAGUAGGAAAAGGACGUUGUGAUGCUGCCGAUCAGAAAGAGAGGUUUGAGCUGGAACGCUGCGAUGUCACUAAUAAACCUGCCAUACCCGGAUAUCAGCACCGACCCACUAUUUUCUAGCAAGCUGUUGCGUUCACGUAUGCAGUCCCCGUGGACGGGAGAAGUGGUGAUGGAGUGAGGCGCACGCUAUGUACGGAUUCUUCUGCCCAGGGUACC
This is a messenger RNA of Paraphaeosphaeria sporulosa, 993 nucleotides long. RefSeq lists its product as uncharacterized. The record is from RefSeq and is a predicted model, not a curated record. The transcript has a single exon. The coding region runs from base 99 to 773 and encodes 224 amino acids. NCBI's taxonomy places the organism in Eukaryota, Fungi, Ascomycota, Dothideomycetes, Pleosporales, Didymosphaeriaceae.